GGCGGCGGCGGAGGACUGCGCGGCGGGGCCCGCACGUGGAGGCCGGCGCGGGGGCGCGGGCAGGGCCGGCUGCUGAGACGCGCUGCUGCCCCCCGCGCGGGCGCCGCGGCUUCAAUGGCGCCAUCGCCCAGGACCGGCAGCCGGCAAGAUGCGACCGCCCUGCCCAGCAUGUCCUCAACUUUCUGGGCGUUCAUGAUCCUGGCCAGUCUGCUCAUCGCCUACUGCAGUCAGCUGGCCGCCGGCACCUGUGAGAUUGUGACCCUGGACCGGGACAGCAGCCAGCCUCGGAGGACGAUCGCCCGGCAGACCGCCCGCUGUGCGUGUAGAAAGGGGCAGAUCGCCGGCACCACGAGAGCCCGGCCCGCCUGUGUGGACGCAAGAAUUAUCAAGACCAAGCAGUGGUGUGACAUGCUUCCGUGUCUGGAGGGGGAAGGCUGCGACUUGCUAAUCAACCGGUCAGGCUGGACGUGCACGCAGCCCGGCGGGAGGAUAAAGACCACUACGAGAGCCAUGAUCUUACUCAGGAGGGCCACGCACUCAUCUGGAAGAGGUCAUCUCCAGGCCUACUCUGCAGCUCGAUUCCACAGCGCGUUCCAUCCUGCUUCCUCCAGGCAGCCUUGGUGUGGCCUGUGUGCCCCUGGGGUGGGUGCCUGUCCUCCUCCUCCGCUGCAGCUAAGCUCCCGGGGAACGUGAACUGCGUCUCCUGCCUGAUUUCUCCACGAUUCUUGAUCCCUCUAAAACACAGUGUUUCCCGGACUCUCUUGCCGUCAAAUGCACUUCCGCUCUAUGAACUGCUCAUCUCAUGGGCCUGAGGCUCCACGGAGGGCAGAUGGUUUAACUUGUCAUGGAAAUCAAGGUUGUGCUGUGAGGGCACACCCGGCUGUUGCUGAGGAUGCAAAAGAGAACCGAACACACCCUGGGCCCCCCUGUGGGGUCGGGGGAGAAAGGUCGGGGCCAAGGGUUGUGCCAGGGGCUGGGACUCUAGGCUGAGGCCACUGAGGCAGGCCCUGAAGGUCGGCUCCUCCUUGCCUGAGCCUGAGGCCACAGAGGCAGGCCCUGAAGGUUGACUCCUCCUCUCCUCAGCAGCUGAGGCUACUGAGGCAGGCCCUGAAGGUCAGCUCCUCCUGCCUGAGCAGCUGAGGCCACUGAGGCAGGCCCUGAAGGUCGGCUCCUCCCGCCUGAGCCUGAGGCCACUGAGGCAGGCCCUGAAGGUCGACUCCUCCUUGCCUCAGCAGCUGAGGCCACUGAGGCAGGCCCUGAAGGUCGGUCCCUCCUCGCCUCAGCAGCAGGAGCCACCAAGUGGCACAUUUCUCUUCAGGGGAAAUUUGCCAAUGUGUUUUGAAUGACCGUCCAAACUGUGCGCCCAGAAGCCAGCUGACAUAAUGAAAAUGCUCUUUUGUUGGAAGUCAUUUUUCCAUGCAGGUAUGUGUAUAAAAUGUGUACUUGAGAUGGAAAAACAGAUGGCUUAACUAUCUCUAAUCUCGUAGAGGGGUCACCUGUUACCAGGCCAUUCGUCAUUUCAGCCAAAAUUUCCACCAUAACGGCGUGCCCCGGAAUCAGGGGGCUGUGCCACCUCCACAUCACCCGUGUGUCUGGGCGAUCUUCCUCCAGCAGCGGCGGGAGCACACGCCCUGUGCCGGGGGCUUCCUGCUGGUGUGGAUUAAACGGCUCUCAAGGGUCCAUGUACUGGUGUUGUUUUGUCAAGAUGUGGCUUUUAUUUUUAAAGACGCAGUCUCACCCUGGGUUCUCAGCGUGAGGGGGCGAGCUGGUGCCCUCCCGUGGUCGAGCCAGUCUGCAGCCCCCAGCUCUCUCUCCAGGGACCUGAGAUCCCUCUGGGGGUGUCUUAUUCUGAGCAGGGCUCCCGGGAAGCACGAGGUGCUCAGAAGGGAGGGCCGUGUUGAAUGCUGGAGUUUGAGGAGCGAUGGAGGCGGUGAGCAGAUGCCUGCCCCGCUGUUCAUUUUCUUACUUGGCACACGUUUACUGGAACUCUAAGAGGUGGCCAUCCCCCUGCCCUCCUCCAGCUGGGCAUCCACCCCAACACCCCAGGAAGCAGCUCUGGUCUGGUUGCCUGUUGGGUCUCUACACACCCCCCGCCAGCCUUCCCGCUGUCAGUCCUGUUCCUCUUGGGCUCCUGUGAGGCCAAGUCCUCCUGUCCCCCACCCACCACCCUGCUGCCCCUCCCAGCUGCUUCCCUGGAUGCUACUGGGAAGGCUCGAGUUCACCUUCCUCUGCCUCUCUGGCCCCGCGUGGCCUCCCCGCCCCGGCUGUGCACAUGCACCUGCUCCCUGGGGGCCUCAGGCUCUUCCUGGUCUGGAGAGCCCUGGAGGUCCCCACGGCAGAAACAUAACACAGAACAAAGGCUCCAAAGCCACAGCUUCAGCCUCUGCAGAGCUCAGGGCCUGAUAAAGUCCAGGAGGCUAGGCUGGUCCAGCCCCUCCCUGGCUCCCUGAGAAGCGGCUGUGGGGCUUCUGUGGUCUCGUCCCUGGCUUUGCCCAGGUCCACCUUGUUCGUUUCACUGAGGAACACGGCUGUCGUGUAAGGCACUGGGGAAAUUAACAUAAGCCUCCAGGCAUCCAAGACAGUGUGUGCCACCGAGGCCACGGGGUACAAGUCAGGCCCCUGUCUCUCCUUCCUCCCCAUGGCAGGGACACCCGGAGCUCAGUCCUAGGGGCUCGGAGCUCUGGGGCCUGAUGCUCCAUCCCCAUCCCCCCCUCGCUUCCUCCCUCCUUCCUCCCCAUGGCAGGGACACCCGGAGCUCAGUCCCAGGUGCUCUGAGAUCUGGAACCUGAUGCUCCAUCCCCAUCCCCCCAUCGCUUCCUCCCUCCUUCCUCCCCAUGGCGGGGAUGCUCAGAGCUCAGCCCUGGGUGCUCUGAGAUCUGGAACCUGAUGCUGCAUCCCCAUCCCCCGCAUCGCUUCCUCCUCCAGCAACGCAGGGUAAACAUUUCCCGAGCCCCUUCACUCAUGGAGCCCUCUCCUCACAAAGGGCUCACAUCCAGAGCAGGGCAAAUGCCAGGUUCAUCCAGCAGGGAGCCUCAGUGGGGGAAGGGAAACACCAGGUGGGCAGUGGGCAGAGCAGCCUCCAGGCCAGUGAAUUCAGCACGUGCUUCCUACCCAAAUAUACACAUGAUAAAUAAUUUACUUACUUCUUGUUUGUCUUGCUUGUCUUCUGCUAGAAUAUUAGCUCCAUGAAGGCAGGGAUUCCCUCCCUCCCUCCCGCCCUCCCUCCUUCCUUCCUUUCCACUAUUACAUUCCAAGCAUCUUGUACAGUGUCUGGCAUAUGGUGUGUUUUCAAGACUUAAGCAAAUGAAUGAAUCAACACAGGUGUUGGCCAGUUGUCAAAGGCUGCUUCUUCUCUCUCACCUG
Molecule: messenger RNA, 3363 nt
Organism: Cercocebus atys (sooty mangabey)
Lineage: Eukaryota; Metazoa; Chordata; Mammalia; Primates; Cercopithecidae
Gene: TAFA5
Product: family with sequence similarity 19 (chemokine (C-C motif)-like), member A5
Exons: 5
Coding region: 115-693 (192 amino acids)
Biological process (GO): G protein-coupled receptor signaling pathway
Molecular function (GO): receptor ligand activity; G protein-coupled receptor binding
Source: RefSeq, a predicted model, not a curated record